AUAUUAUAUUCAAAUGUUGUUUUGAAAAUGAAAACAUUUUAAGAUUUAUUUUAUUAAACUUUUAUUUGCUUUUCUGUUUAGUGUUAACAAUUUAUAAUAAAAUGAGCGAUAACGAAACUGGUAGUAAAGAUGAUUCUGAAGAGAAUUCUGAUGAUAAUCUCCACAUUGUACUUGAAAGUCCUAGUCGUAAAAAAAAGCCUUCUCCAGUUCCUACAGAGUCUGAAAGAAAAAUUAUAGAAUCUAUAGAAGAGGAAUUGGAACAGAAACUUGAAGAAAAAGCUGCAAGAACCAAUUUAAAUGUGGUAAACGUUAAAAAUCUCAUUAAACAGGUACUUACAAAUGAAGAUGUAUUAUCCCUAAUUAGAAACGCAGAAGGUACAAAAAAUGGUGAAAAUAUCUCUCCUAUUUUUGAACCCAAGUGGACUCGAUCAAAGAUGAAGCAAUUAUCUUCAGUAUCUGGAUUAUCGUUACCUGCUGUAAACUUGGAGGCACCAAAACCAGUAUCUGAAGUUCAGGUUUUAUUUACUGAAGAGUUACAGGAAGAUUCUUCUGGAGAUGAAUAUGUCCCUGGCAUGGGUGACGAAGAUAAAGAAGAUUUGGAAGAGAGUGAGGAUGAUCCAGACAGUUCAUUAUUCAGUGAUCCCCCUUCCAUUGAACCAGAAACUCCUCCGGAACAAUCUGUUGCUUCACCUGCACCACCACCCCACCAUAACACAGAUGCCAAUACUAAUUGGACCGAAGAUGGUGUCUUUAAAAUUCCAUCUACACCUAAGGAUAAGGAGGAGCCAACAGAUGAAACAACAAUUGCUAAGAGAACCAGAUCAAAAUUGAGCUUAAGUUCAACACCAUUAGAAGUUAUAGAAGAAGCAUUUGUACCGCCUGACAUUCCACCAGAUUUGUAUGAAAUGCACUGUGAUAAUGAAGACUGGAUGGAUUUUCUUAAAACAUUCAAUAAACCUUUGGAGGAAGUUGAAAAAAUUCCUGAAGAAGAAGAAUUAGAUCCGGAAUAUAAUGUUUUGUCUGAUGAAGAAAUUGAUAAACCAGACAAAGAGGAAUUGAGAGUUGACAGAGCAGUUAAAGUGAGCAAAAAAGAGUUGAAUGCAUUGAUAGCAGAACUAUAUGAAUUUUGUUCAAAUGAGCAAGCACAUCUUGAUGGUAUGGAAGAAAAAGACUUUGAUGCGACUUCUUUAUUAGAAACGCAGGUGGUAGAGGAUAAUUCAAACAAAGUAGACACAUUUGGUGCUGAUGAAUCAGUGACUAAAACGGGUGUGUUUACCGAUAUGCAGAUAAACUUAUUGGAGCAACAAAUGCGACAACAUGUGCAAUUACUGACACAAAACUUUAUACUCACCUACGAGCAUCCAGAGCUUCACGAGCAUUCUAAACAAAUGAAGGAAUAUUUGUAUAAUUUGAAAUAUUUAGCUGGCGAUAAGGAAGAAUCAAAAUUUUGCGCUGUUAACUUAGAAGAAGCUAUUGACUUGAUAUCAUCUUGGGAAGAGCUAGUCGCUUCUAAUACUGAUGAUGUAAAGAGAAUGAAAAGCCAUGUCGAAAGCACUAUUAACAAAUCAUUAGAGUAUAGACAAAGAGGAGCCGAAUACAUAGUAACAUUCCCUUCAUUAAUAUUGGAAACCAUUUCUAGCAGUUGUGUAUUUUUAUAUCCGACUCUUCUUCCGAAAAUUCCUUACAAAUCACCAAAAUAUUUUCAUUCAACCACAUUUACAGAUCCUGAACUACAAUUAAUUUCUAUAGGCCUGGAACAGUUUAUGCCACUAGUUACUGAAGAAUUAGGGCAAGGGAAAGUUGCAAAGAAAAAACUGUAUUGGCAUUUGUCAUAUUAUAUACAUGAAUAUGUAUUGCCAAUAAAAACUCCAAGGCAAAUACAACUGGUUCUAAAUAGGUGCGAAUAUUCUCGAUGUGGUGAUAAUCCUAUCAAAAAUUUCCUAACAUUUAAGAAAGCCCCAUCCUAUGUUCAAUUUUAUAUUCCAUUAGAAUCGCUAAAAAUAUUUCCUCCCUGUCAACGAAAACCAGAAGAAUUACCUUAUCAAUGGCGGAAUUUCUGUUUUCCCUCUCAUAAUAUAACUCCGAAUCCACCCCCAACUCAAAUAAACUCAUUUGGAGGAUUUUUGUUACAACCAGCAUCACAACCACUGUGCAAUAGUCAAUUGAUAUUAUCCAAUAAUACCAAACAACUUAUAUUACCAAAAGGUGUAAUAACUUCAACUCCACGGUCUGUAGUACAGCGAAAAAAAUCUUCAAGGAAACGCAGCAGAAGGCAAAGUUUGUUUAAGUCAAGAUUGGAUCAUGUCAAACAAGAUCCAAUAUCAAAAUUUGUAAGAUGUUUAUGUGAACCACCACAGAUUAGCAGAAUCCUAAGAUUAUUUUCUUCCAUAUCAAAUUUAAGUAAUACAACCGAGAGUUUUGAUACAACCACAGAUGAAGAGGUUAGCCCACCCCCUAAAAAGAGUAAUUUAAGUUCAGGAGUUAGUUCUAAGAUCAAUUUAAAAGAGAAUAUUAGCCUGUCUGUAAGAGAUAAGCACAAUAUGUUACCAAAUAUGCCAAGCUUGAGCUCUGUUAUAAAAAUUAAUUCACAGAAUGAAAAUACUGAUCCUGGUAAUGAAGGAAAAAAUACAAAUUCUUUGAAACAUAAUAUUAGCUUGGAAAUUUCAGAAGAAGGAGUUUCAGAUUUUCAGUCAAUAAGUGAACAUUCAGAAGAAAAUAAAGUGGAUGAUAAGGAUAAUUCAGAUGGGAGCACUAUUUUAACUUCUACACCGUCUACCACCAAAACUACAAUAACUAGAAAAGAACUAUCUGGCGCAGAAAAGAAAAGAGCCAAGAUGAAAAAAGAAUUUUUAGCUAAUUUAGCAAUUUCGACUCCUGAAGAUUAUGAAGUUGAAAAAGAAAAAAAUAAAAUGUUUGCAUUAGCAUACUACGACAAAUUGCGAGAAACGUUGGAUUUACAAACUUAUCACAAACUGAUGCAAAUCCUUAAUGACCAUGAAAAAGGCGAUGCUCUAGAACUCUACUAUAAAGUUGAAGCUGUUUUACUUCCAAAAUACAAAGAAUUAGCGGAUGAAUUUAUUCUGUUUCUUCGAGAAAAGGAAGCUGCUGCUGUUGGUCGCCUAAUUCCAUGGAUUCAGAUGAAUAAUCGUUCAAAAUUUUUGAGAAAAGUGGAAAUUUUUUUUAAGGAUCAACCGGCUCAGUUGCGGAAGAUUUAUCAAAGUAUUACAGAGUUGUCACAUACUGUAGGAGUUACUAAGGAAAAGAUGAAAGGUAGUCUAAUGCCAUUGUUCAAGGGAAACACAAUCUUGGCAGAUUUGUUUUUACAAAACUUCAUGGACGAGCCGCCCCCACCCAGUUUAAUGGAAGGACCUUAUGAGGUAAUCGAUGUCAAUAAAGAAUUAGCUGCAAAUGAUGAUGAGGAACCCUUUGAAACAAUAACAGUACCAGAUGUAGAGGACAGAUAUGGCGGUAUUACAUGUAUCUGUAGUUGUCACGAAAUUGAAGAUGUAGAGUUUAAAUCCAGGAUUCGACAUUGCAGUAGAUGUGGAACAAAGUUUUUGAACGGCCGAGUUUAUAUCCAAACAGGAAGAGGGUUGAGACCAGCUGCAGUAUCGUUUUUAAAUAGUUCAAAUACAGACCACAGUUCAAGAUUAUCCGAAAAAUCUUCACAUAGUUUUAAUCGCCGAAAAAAACGAUCCGAUACCAGUCCUUCAAAGCAAGUGAGCCAAUCUUCUGUUAAAGAUAAUCCUGACGAAGAAACAGACGAAGACGGCGAGAAAAAGAAAAAACCUAAACGGAAACCCCGAACUAAGAAACCAAAGUUAAGCGAUGAUACUAAAGAUGUAAGGAAAAAAGCAACACCCAGUAGAGUUCGAAAUUUAAGUAAAGAAUUUAAAUCUACCCCUCGAAAGCGAACGGAUUUAAAAAAACUAAAUACAAUUCGUAAAGCGAAACCCGUAGAAAUUGGGAUUGAAGAACAAGAAGAACACGUAGAAACCGAAUUAGAUGAACACGUAGAAACCGAAUUAGACGAACAUGUUGAAACUGAACAAGAAGAACAGGUUGAAACUGAAUUGGAAGAACAAGUAGACAUAUAUACAGACGAAAAGACUUAUAUUAAGCCUGGUAAUAGCAAUGGACAGCAAAAAAGGUUGCUUGAUGAAUCAUGUGAAGAAGGAGAUCAAAGUGCUGCUGGUGAAUCUUCGGGUGAAGUGAAACUUGGAAGUCCAGAACAACAAACUGCGGAUUCAGAGAGUGAGUUUUGUGAAGAAUCCUCUCAGGAUAACUGUGAAUCGGAUAGCAAUUCUAGUACAUCGUCUAUUAUUAACACACCGCAGAGUUAUGCCGAUGUAUUAAGCCAUAAUUCAUCCUGGAAACGGGAAGAGGACAAGAUAAUUUUGGAAGUAUUCCAAACCGAAAAUGACAAAGAUCAUGCCUUUAAAGCAAUAGCAAACCAACUUCAGGAUAGAACAGUGGACGAAAUUAAAGCCAGAUUUGAUACUUUGAUGGACUUAUUGAUGAAGACUGUUGAAGAUCAUAGAGAUUAAUUGGAUUUUAUUUUUUCCUCGUUUUGUAAAUGUUCAAAAUAUUUUAUAUUUUUUGUAUAUAAUUUAUGAAUGUUUCAUUCUGUUUAAGUGAGAUUUAAAUAAAUAUUUUUUGUAUUAUUUAUUGAUAAAAGUGGAUAAUUC
Messenger RNA from Diabrotica balteata, 4688 nucleotides. The record is from the annotation of a GenBank genome assembly. Lineage: Eukaryota; Metazoa; Arthropoda; Insecta; Coleoptera; Chrysomelidae.